Durusdinium trenchii is the source of this 3150-nucleotide messenger RNA. The record is from the annotation of a GenBank genome assembly. NCBI's taxonomy places the organism in Eukaryota, Dinophyceae, Suessiales, Symbiodiniaceae.
AUGGUCCUUGGGCUCGUCAUUGCAGCCAGAUCGAAUAGAUCGAAUGAUAAGAAGGGGUCUUCGUGGCGACGAGCUUUAUCUGCAAAAACUUCGACUGCACUCAGCUUUCACGACAUCCGUCAGGACAAUCAUGCAAGCAGCAGUCAGGUUGUCGGAUGGGCGAACCUGGAGAAUCUCGAUCGACCUCAACAUGUCGAGUGCAUUGAAUACAUCUCCAGUGCAAGAAGGCACUACCAUGAGGCAGUGCAGCAGAUUGACCCGCUGAUAUCCUCCAAUACGUCAGACGAGUUGCGUCUAAAUGAGGAAUUUUUUCAGCCACAUUUGCCUGAUGACCUGCUACAUGCAAUCGAACGAGAGCAUGAGGAGCUCAUCCCUUACAAGGGGAGAUAUUUGAAGGGGAGGCCAUUGCAUUUCGCGAUAUGGGUGGCAUCAUUGAACUCCCUGAGCCCUCUUGGCAUGGAUGGGCUCGAGGAUGUCAAGAUCCUGCUGUGGGCCAAAGCAGAGCCCAACAGUUCGGCCACCUAUACCCGCCGGAAAGAAGUUGUUGAGCUGCCGGCCUUGCAUAUCGCUGCUGGUUUAGGUUGUAUAGCGGCCAUGGAGAUGAUCCUGGACUAUGUAGAUAGUCCUUCCGAUGAAAUCAAUAGAUUUUGCUUCUGCGGUGAUCGAGAAUUCUAUUGUGCCUUGCAUGAUGCUGUUUUUAAUGGCAAGGCCAAGGCAGCCAUCUGGCUCUUGGAGCAGCAUGCAGACCCUUCAGUGAAGAACAUGGAAGGAUACACGGCCCUGCAUUGGUUGGCUUUGCGAAGUAUGGACGAAGACUCAGAUGUGGAGGAAGUUGUGCGAAGCCUUAUUCGAAGCCGCGCCUCCGUGGAGCAAAGCACAGAAGAAGGCAAGAUUCCUUUAGAGAUGGCAGUGAAGCCUGGAAGCCUUUUCCCGAAGCAUUUGCUCUACUUGCUCGCGCCCUCAUACCAGGCAUUGGAUGGAGCCCAGGUCCGGCUUCACAAUUGCUCAUUCUUUGAGGACCUCGCGCUCAUGUCUAGCCACAGUGGCAAAGCUGCCCAGGACUUUGCGGAUCGUAUUGCUACGCUUCCAGUUGCCGUGGCAAAACACAAAGCAAUCGCAGAUGCACAGCACGAAAAUGCUGUGGAUUGCAUGGCAAGCCUGCUGCAGAUGGCUCCUGAAGCAGCUGCGGUGAUGCUGGGGUUGCUGUUGGAACUUGAGGCACGGCCAAUCCAGGAGAAUCCUGGACACCAUUCCCUCAGCUCUCGAGCCAUUCUUUGGGGCCGAACUCUGCAAUGUGCAUACAAGCCGGACCAGCGGAUGACUCGCUUGGGGCCGCGCCAGAAUCUGGUCCGCUGGCCUGAGUGGAAAUACGACGCCACUCUGGGACAUGCACCUACCUGGCAUGGCAAGUUGUUGCAGGUGCCACAAGAGCACCAAGCUCGUAGUUCAAAAGUCUUUGACGUGGAGACUCUCGUCUUGCUUUUGCCCAACAUUUUGGACAUCGAUAUCUUCAUGGCUCUGGCUUCUACCAGAAGUGUGCACAGGCAAAUUUUUAACUCACUGCCAGUCAAAGCUGCAGUGCAUUGCCUGUGGAUGGAGCUCAUAAGCACGGUAUUUGGUCUCACAUUGAUUUUCAACUUCAUGGACCUGCUAAUCUUUGCCUGCUGGGGUUUGACACCUGCGGGACGUCCACUACUCUGGCGUCUCACAAGCUCCAACAACCAGGACAUCGGUACAAACUCCAGUUUGCAAUUCCCUCGAUUUGCAAAUUUUCUCUUGGCUGGUCUCCUGCGUGAUUUGGUCAAUAUCAGCUGGUGGCUUUACUCUCUUUGUUGGAAGUGGCUUAGGCACAAGAAGAACGUGACGAUCGCCGGAACUCUGGGUCGUGGACACGAGCUGCGUUCUGGAUUGCAUUCAUUGUGGCACCCUGCAAAGAUGUUCGACCUGAGCCACAACACCAACAUGCCAGAGCUGAUCCUGAUACUGUUGAAAGCGGUCUUCCUGCUCUCUGUGCAGUGUGUGCAGGGCUGUGAUAGGGCGAUGUCUCACUGGACGCAGGCGCUGCUCGCGGUGUGCUUCUUCAUGCAUAGUGUGAAGUUGAUCUACAUGCUGCGGGUCAGUGCAUUUGGAGGGAAAAAGAUCCUGGUGCUUCUGAAGACCCUGGUUAGCGGUGCAAUGCGGGAGAUGUUCCUGGUGGCUUUUCUGUUCUUUUUGGCCUUCGUUGUGACAGCGGUGAUGUUGGAUCGCAAGGGCGCCAUUUCAGUAGUAAGUUGGUCAUUAUAUCGUGGGCUGAUAUUUGGAGAUGGCGCUGGGUUGGACAACAUGGGGUUUGCGAUAGAGGGCAGCUGGAGAGGCGAAAGUGGCUUCAUCGAAGACAUUGACGUGCUGCAGUGGCUUCUGACAAUCAUGGCAAUCCUUGGCACUGUUACCUUCAUUGUGAUCCUGAACAUGAUCAUUGCCAUCUACAGCAAUGAGUAUGGUCGUCUAGAAACAGAGUCGGACCUCCUUUUUCAGCGAGAAAGAGCAAAGUACUGCUGCAAUUGCUUGUUGGGCAUGCAAAAGUUACGCUCGCGGAGUUGUUGUUUCCGAUACCUGGUUGCUGCUGCAGUGAUAUUUUGCACGGUCGGCUCCAUUUUGCUCUUCAUCCUUUUUCCCAGCAAUGAUCCCAAUGUUGCACCACCACCUCCUCUCGCAGCUUUCCUGCUUGCAGUGUCGCAGGUGGGGAUGCAGGCUUUGAUGAUGCACAGUGACUGGUUCGCGGUGGGUCGCAGUGGUGAAGAGGGGCCUCGACAAGAGCAUUUUCUUUGGACAGUCCGUCGUUGUGAGCAGCGGGACCUCCAAGCUGAGCAGAAGCAGCGGCGGAUGGAGACUGAAGCAGAGGCCAAUGCCAAGCUGCAAGAGCUCAUGAGCGAGAUCAGAGACCAUUUAGCUGCCCAAGCUGCGCCAGCUCCUUCCAAGGCGGUCAGUAGUGCCUACAUGUCAAAGCGCAACACAGAUGAAUGCAGGCCCAUCACGACUGGAGGCACCCCUCGAGCUCCUGGAACUCCGCAUGCUCGGUUGCCAACACCUAGCUUGACACCCCGGAAGUCGAAGGAGCGCCACCAAAGAACGCUCCGCGACGUGAUUGAAGGGCGGAGGCUGAGCUUGUAG